Messenger RNA from Clupea harengus (Atlantic herring), 960 nucleotides. RefSeq names its product T-cell surface glycoprotein CD3 zeta chain-like. Gene Ontology annotation, biological process: cell surface receptor signaling pathway. Gene Ontology annotation, molecular function: transmembrane signaling receptor activity. The record is from RefSeq and is a predicted model, not a curated record. NCBI's taxonomy places the organism in Eukaryota, Metazoa, Chordata, Actinopteri, Clupeiformes, Clupeidae. Gene Ontology annotation, cellular component: membrane.
GAGUCAGGGGUUUGGUGUGAAGGAGGAAGAGCAUCAGCAGCAGUCAAGGUAGCAGAACAUCCUCAGGUUCAGAGAGAGAGAGAGGUGGAAAGAGCAACGGCUGUGGCAGAAUGACGAGAAUGUGGAGGACCACCAAACUCUUGGCUCUGUCCAUGAUGACCCACACGGCAGAGGCUUUCGAAGUGACCGACCCAGCAAUCUGCUACAUCUUAGACGCCUUUCUUCUCCUCUAUGGCAUCGUCUUUACGGCGCUCUACUUCAGGGAGAAGUUUUCUAGAAGUCCACCUAAUGACCAGGGAGAGAACAAAGAUACACAGGAGGCAGUGGGCGCUCAGAGUAACCCAGAGAGCGGGGCGGUGCAGCGACAGCAAGGCCAUGCAGCAGAUGAUCACUAUGCGGCUCUUCAGCCCCGGACGGCUGACACCUACUCACAUAUCGAGAAGAGGAAGAAGAGGACUAAGGAUGCCCAAGUGAAGAAGAACGAAGAUUAUGAGUCUCUCAACCAGGUAACCGCAGAUACUUACAAUACACUGGAGAUGAGGCCUCUUCCCCCGCGGAAUCGUCCAAACUGAGCUCGUCUCCUGCAGUCGUCCCGUCGGGUUCCAGGUGGCCACUUGGUCAUCUACUCUCAGUUCAGAAACAUUUAGGCUACUUUAUUAAUAACCGCAAACAAUCCUGUUACACACUCACCCCUCUUUACUAACUUAAGGGAUGAGUCGUUUUCUGGAAGUCUUGUUUUUAUUAAAAACCUGUCCUUAUAUUUUGAGGCCUCGGUGGCUCUACUUAGUUAGAUCCCUGGUGAUGAAGUUCUAAAACCAUCUGGGUUACCAAGUUUUAGGAAUAGUUGCUGAGAGUGUUCUGAGAUUGGUUCUUGCAGAAUUCUAAGUGUUCAUUUUUGUCUUUUAUGCUUUUUCUUUUUAUAAACUAUGGAAAUUAAAAGUGGCCAAUUAUUUGAAACAA